Molecule: messenger RNA, 1148 nt
Organism: Chelonus insularis
Lineage: Eukaryota; Metazoa; Arthropoda; Insecta; Hymenoptera; Braconidae
Exons: 1
Coding region: 91-1017 (308 amino acids)
Molecular function (GO): thiol oxidase activity
Source: RefSeq, a predicted model, not a curated record
UUUAAUUAAGUGAUUGGAAGUCGAUGAUGGACUAGAGUCCAUUAAAGUCAAUAAAAUAAUGAGUUUUAUUAGUAAUAAAAAUUAAUUUAAAUGUCUCAGAUGGACACUGAGGACCCAAAUGUUGAUAGCAUCAUUGAAGAUGUUGAUGAAAAUGGUAACACUGUGGUCCAGAGCUUCAAGUUGAGUGAUGUAUGGGAUUUUAUUCGUAAUAAAUUCAACAAAGAGCAAGCUAGCAAAGAAGAGGAAUAUAAUUAUUACUCUGAUCAAUCCAUUAUAACUAAUAAUUUCCAUUUUAACCAAACAGUAUCUGAAUGUAAUUAUAAAAUCAAUUAUAUAGCAUUUAAAAGAGUUCGAUAUUAUUUUGAUGAACAUUUAAAUAAUUUCCUAGCAUAUCUAAGAGCUUAUGAACCAAAUAUUGAUCUUGAAGCUUCAUUUAUUUUGGGAACAUUCCUACGAACACUCUUCAAGCUAAUAAUACUAGUCACACAUUAUGAUAAUUCAGCUAUGAUUAAGAUUGAUGGACUUGAUGAAUUAAAUAAUGUAACUAUUUGCCAUAGCAUGAUGUAUGAUGCAUGUCGAGAACUCUUUGGAAUAUCAGAGAAACUGGAAAAAAUAAAACUUGAACGAAAUGAUUGGAGUCUUGAUAAAUGGGGUAGGGCAUAUUGGAACUUCCUACAUUCUUUAUCAAUUCUGGUUCAAUAUACCAAUCAAAAGUAUCCAGAAAGAUUAGUUAUGGAAUAUUAUGCUGCUCUUAUGCUGAACUUUGAUGUUAUUUUACCUUGUGCUGUUUGUGCUGAUAAUUAUCAAAAGAAAAAUCCAUUAAUGUCGGUAUCAUUACCAAUUAUUUAUAGCAAAGAUGCUAUCAAGGUUACUUAUGAUCUGCAUAAUUCAGUACGAAUCAAUAAUGGUAAUGAUAUUUAUGACUUUCGAGAUUUUCUUAAUGAUUGGCAUUUGGAAGCUGAUGAAGUUAAAGUCAAAGACAUUCGUUCGAUUUAUAAAUUUGAAGUGGAGAAAUGAGAAGCUCAUUUUUGGCUGGACUUUUGAGAGUAAUUUGAUGAUGUUGAUGUAAAAAAAAAUAAUUUAUCAAUAAUCAAGACUUGUUUAAGAACAUACAUAUUUGUGUGAAUAAUGACGAAUUAAUGAUUUGU